Darwinula stevensoni is the source of this 1956-nucleotide messenger RNA. The record is from the annotation of a GenBank genome assembly. Lineage: Eukaryota; Metazoa; Arthropoda; Ostracoda; Podocopida; Darwinulidae.
AUGCAGAAGCGGGGAAUCAUCUUGCUGUUUAUCUUGGGGGUUUCCCUCGUCCUGGGGAAGCCUGUCGAUGAGGAGAAGAAGGAGGAGGAAUCCAAAUCCAAAGUCGAGGAGAUCAAGGAAGACGAGAAGCCGUCGAGCCGGGAAGGGAAAAGUCUCCUUCCGGUGCCACCCGAAGUGGUAGUGACCUCCGGGACCCUGACCAUCAAGGACGCCGGGAGCAAUAGGCAGAGCCGUCUCGUUCGCGUCGGUCCCGAUGGAAUUCCCAUCAUCAUGGGAGUUCGGGUCCCAGAUGACGAGAGCGACAAGAAGACGUGGAGAAAUGCCAAAGUGAUCAACGGGGAACUGUUCACCAAAGAGGAUGAGGCAGCCGCUGAGAACAGGGUGAAAGAGGCUCGGGAGCUCCCCGAAGCCAGGGAAGGAGACAGGCAACCGAGGAUAUUGAACCAAGAUGCUGCAUUGGGCAAACGUGACGGGCGUCCGUUGCAACAACAAGACUCCAGCUUUCAGAACUUCUACGAUCCCGAUACCAACGGCUACAACACUCAAGACGCAACAUCGUACGGAACGGCCUAUCAAGAUUCGCAAGGCUACGGAAACACGGGACAGAGUGGAGGUUUGUUGUAUAGCAAUCAAUAUAACGACGGAAAGAAACCCGUGGGAGUCGUAGCCGGGCCUGCAGAUCCAAGUGACUUCGUUCUCCGCGAAUACAACUUCCAGGGGGCACCAGGUGGACCCAGUUUCUCGGUACCAGUCCCGGUGCCCAAGGACCAGGCCCAGGGAUACGGGUAUACGGAGUCUGGAUUCGGUUAUGGACCCAGCCAGUACGAGAGCUAUUACCAGCCGGGUCGACCUAACAAUUACCGGCAGCAAGGGAAUAACGGGAACAACAUGAUCCAGAGGAUGAGCAAUCGAUUCCGGAACCUCGUGAAGAGACGUUAUCAGCAAUGGCAACAGUUCGUCUCACCCGUUAUGGAUCCCCUGAGGGAAGCUGGACAAAGAAUCUCUGAGAAUCUCGGUAUCGUCGAACCCAUGCAGCAGCUGAACGAACGAUUGGCAGGUGUCGUCGGAGCUCCCACCACGCCUCUUCUGGUCGGAAGCGCUGUGGCCCUGGGUGCCCUCGGCCUGGGUGCCUAUGCCCUCAACAACAUUCAAGUGGAAGUCACCCGCAAGUCGGGGAAAUCCGUCGACCAAGUAAAAAUCCUGCCCGACACCGCGAAAUCCCUAGGGAAUGAAACCGAUACGGAGGGAGAGGUGAAGCCCAAGGUGAAGCGAUCGGCCGAUGACGCCUCUUUCCUCAGCAACGUCCUGGAGGGCAUCGAGAAUCCGCAUGGGUUCCUCAACAGCAUCAGCGAUUACGGGGCAGACCAAUGGAAGGAAAGCCCCUGCACUCAACGGGUCGUCUGUGAUCUCCUCACCAUAGUUCCCUUCAAUGUACUCGAUGACGUCGAGUUUCGACUUAAUAACUUCUUCUCCCUAGUGGAGUCGCGCGAGGACCACGGGCUCCAGAUGGCCCGCAAAGAGUUCAUGGAAUCCGUGAGGAGACGGAACUGCGGGAUCUACGUGUGCGGAGGAGAGGGCGUGGACGGCAGUCGAAUCGACCCUGUGGAUCCCAACGCCGAGUCUCUUCAGCGUCUUCCGAGAUAAGACGGAGUCUUCCAAAGGAGAAACACGGGAAUCUCAUCCGACCUGGCAGCUGAUUGCCACGUGAAGUUGUUGUUGUUGCCUACCUUGUAACUUGUAUCAAGUAUAAGUGCUAAGAAGAGAUGAGGGGAGAGAGAGAGAGAGGAAGAGAGAGAGAGAAAAAGGCGUGCGAUGCUUCACCCGAUCGUACCUGAAGAAGGAACGAGAAUCGGGCAAUAUAAAUCCCUAUAUCAUUGAGUGACCUGUAAUUUAAUUUCUAAUGUUAUGGAUUGCACACACGAUGCCGACUCUUUUGUAAUAAACGGAUGAAUGCGG